This is a messenger RNA of Oncorhynchus masou masou (cherry salmon), 3161 nucleotides long. Its product is annotated as zinc finger protein 271-like. Gene Ontology annotation, cellular component: nucleus. The record is from RefSeq and is a predicted model, not a curated record. Gene Ontology annotation, biological process: regulation of gene expression. Lineage: Eukaryota; Metazoa; Chordata; Actinopteri; Salmoniformes; Salmonidae. The transcript has 4 exons. The coding region runs from base 189 to 3104 and encodes 971 amino acids.
GCUACUGAUUAAACCACCUCGGUUGUUCGCUAGCAAACAUAAAACCGGUAAUAUUUAGACAGUUUGUGUGUGUAUUAACCUCGGUGUUUUAAACACACUGUCUGCGAAUUUACUAGUUACUUUAAUAUUUACGUUGUCAGCUAGCUAGCUGUUUUAGUUAGCACUAAGCUAGUCUAACGUUCCCGACCAUGAGUUCACUAUCCUACACCCCACCUGCUAAAGAAGAGGAUGACUGCUGGACGGAGAAAGAAGCUCCCGUGAAAGGGGAGAAGGAAGAGGAGGCUGUCACGGUUAAAAAGGAAGUAGAGGGUGAAGCUGUUACAGUGAAAGAGGAAGACGUUUCAGUGAAAGAGGUGGAUGUUACUGUUGAAGAAGAGGAAGACGCGUUCGGAGUGAAAGAGGAGGACGUUACAGUGAAAGAAGAGGAGGAUGCAGUUGAAAAAGUGAAAGAGGAGGAGGAUGAGAUUACUGUCACAGUUAUAGAGGUGGAAGAAGAGAAUAAUGGAGAUCUGAUUAACACCAUUGAGAAUGGAGAUCUGAUAAACACCAGAGAGAGACAAGACUCUCACUCUGACAGCGAAAAGCGUCUUUCAGAAGAACCAGAGACGUCCAAACCAGCAAGACGACGCCACUCUUCCCAAUGUGGAAAGAGUUUUACCAAGUUAGGGAGCCUUAAAAACCAUGAGAUUACACACACAGGAGAAAAGCCCUACCAAUGUUCCCAGUGUGGAAAGAGUUUUACAAGGUUUUGGAACCUAAAAGAACAUGUGAGGACACACACAGGGGAAAAACCUCAUCACUGCUCCCAGUGUGGAAAGAGUUUUAUCCGGCUAAGCCACCUGAAAGAACACAAGAGAACGCACACAGGGGAGAAGUCUUAUUACUGCUCCCAAUGUGGGAAAGGUUUUAUCCAGUUAAGGAAACUGAAAAUGCAUGAAAUGACACAUACAGGGGAGAAGCCCUACCACUGCUCCCAGUGUGAAAAUAGAUAUGUUUCAUCGGGAGCCCUGAAAUCACAUAAGAGAACACACACAGGGGAGAAGCCAUACCUCUGUUCCCAGUGUGGCAAGAGUUUUAGCUGGCCAGGGCAACUGAAAGAGCACGAGAGGACACACACAGGAGUGAAGCCUUACUAUUGCUCCCUGUGUGGAAAGAGUUUUACCCAUUUAGGGAACUUAAAAAGGCAUAAAAGAUCACACGCUGUAGAGAAGCCGUAUCAAUGCUCCCAGUGUGAAAACAUGUUUUUAUCACAAUGGGACCUGAAAAAACAUGAGAGAACACACUCUGUAGAGAGGCCUUUCAAAUGCUCUCAGUGUGGAAAGAGAUUUAUCCAGCGUUGUCAUUUGAAAGCGCAUGAAAAAAUACACACAGGUGAAAAACCAUUGUGCUCUCAUUGUGGAAAGAGUUUUACCCAGUUAGGGAGCCUAAAAGAGCACGAGAGGACACACACUGGAGAGAAGCCAUACCACUGUUCCCGGUGUGGAAAGAGUUUUACCCGGUUAUGGUGCCUGAAAGCACAUGAGAGAAUGAAGAAGCUGUGUUCUGCCUUAAGUUUUUGCUUGCUAAACUACUCCCCCUCUGCUAAAGAAGCGGAGGUCUGCUGGACGGAGAAAGAAGCUCUGGGGCUGAACAUUAUCGUGGAAGAAGAGGAGGAUGUUACAGUGAAAGGAGAGAAAGACGAUUUCAGUAUUAAAAAGGAGGAUGUUACAGUGAAAGAAGAGAAAGAACCAUGUGGAAUGAAAGAGGAAGAGGGAAUAGAGUAUGUAACAGUGGAAGAGGAGGAGGUAGAAGCUUUCAGAAUUAAAGAGGAAGUUACAGUGAAGGAAGAGAAAGAAGAUUUCAGUAUUAAAAAGGAGGAUGUUACAGUGGGAGAAGAGAAAGACCCGUUUGGAGUGGAGGAGGGGGUAGAGGCUGUCACAGUGGAAGAGGAGGACAUCAUAUUGAAAGAGGAGGAGGCUGUUACAGUGGGAGAAGAGAAAGAACCGUCUGGAGUGGAAGAGGAGGCUCCCUCAAUAAAAAAGGAGGACAUUUUGGGAGUGAAAGAAAUUGGGGAGGAGACUGAAGACCUGAUUAACACCAGAGAGAGACCAGACUCUCCAUCUGACAAGAGUCCUUCAGGGGAACCAGACCCAGGGAAGAGGCCUUCAGGGGAACCAGACCCAGGGAGGAGACCUUCAGGGGAAACAGACUUAGGCAAGAGUCCUUCAGGGGAACCAGACCUAGAGACUGCCAAACCAGUAGGACGACACUGCUGCUCCCACUGUGGAAGGAGAUUUACCAAGUUACACAACCUAAAAGAGCACGAGAGGACACACACAGGAGAAAAGCCUUUCCAAUGUUCCCAGUGUGGAAAGCGUUUUAGCCGGUUAGACAGCCUGAAAAUGCAUGAAAGAAUUCACUCUGGAGAGAAGCCUUACCAAUGCUCCUAUUGUGUAAUGAGUUUUUCACGAUCACAGGCCCUCAAAAGGCAUGAGAGGACACACACAGGAGAAAAGCCUUUUCAAUGCUCCCAGUGUGGAAAUAGUUUUACCCUGUUGGCACACCUGAAAUCACAUGAGUGGACGCACACAGGAGAAAAACCUUUCCAAUGUUCCCAGUGUGGAAAGAGUUUUACCAGGUUAAGGACCCUAAUUAGGCACCAAGGAAUACACAAAGAAGGAAGGAAGACCUUCCAUUGCUCUCAGUGUGGAAAGAGUUUUACUGAGUUAUGGGGCGUGAAAAUACACGAGAGAAUUCACUCUACACACAGAGGAGAAAGGCCAUUCCAAUGCUCCCAAUGUGGAAAGCGUUUUACCCAGUUAGGGAACCUGAAUUUACAUAAGAUAAUUCACUCUGGAGAUAAGCCUUACCACUGCUCUCAGUGUGGAAAGAGCUUUAUUCGGUCAUGCCAUCUCAAAGAGCAUGAGAAAACACACACCGGGGAAAAGCACUUCCAAUGUUCCCAGUGUGGGAAGAGUUUUGCCCGGUUAUGGAACCUAAAAGAGCACGAGAGGAUACACACAGGAGAGAAGCCCUACCACUGCUCUCAUUGUGGCCAGACCUUUUCCCGAUUAAGGGAACUGAAAUCCCAUUACAUUUCACACACUCUUAUCCAGGGAGAAUAACAAUUGUUGAAUUCACCUUAAGGUAGCUAGGUGAGACAACCACAUAUCACAGGCAGA